UGGGCUUGUUCCGGGCCGACGUCAUUGGGAGGGCAAGCCAGACACCCGUUUUCUGUCUCUGAUUUACACGCUCGGAUUUAAUUGAUCACGCUGCUUCUUCUCUAUUUAUUUUGAAAAAUCCAAAAAUGGCAGCCCCCAGAUGCUCUUUAAUUGGGAAGAGUUGAAACGACAACGGAAAUGUCCCACAGUACAUAAGCUAUAUUAUGUGACGAACACAAUGAAGAUUCACCACCGCCCACCUCUGUUCACCUUCUAGCAAUCGCGAAAAUAUCCUGUUUAACUUGUGUUAUAUAUGUUGACACAUAAAACUAGAUAAUCGACAGAGACGACAUUUCUGGUAUCUAAACUCGAUUCGAAACACGCGCUCUUGCCGCUUCGCAAUCGCUGAUGUUCGGUACGCAAGAGCACUGCCUACAGAUCAAACACCUACCGACGCGUGGUUCCUUCACUUCAGUCCGAUUCGGCUAUUACACAGAGCAACCCCAAGAAAUUCGCUGUAGAGUCAUCUUUUAACAGCCAAGUAAUCUAAACAUAUAUUCACCCUUCCAUCACCACCUAUAGGUUGUAUCGAUUGAGCAACAGCUUGUUUGAAUUACAUAGUUAUCGAAUCCUGUUUUUGCCCAGCUCAUGACUUUGUCUGUUCGCUAUGACGGAAGACAUUCGUGGAGGUUCAUCCUCCCCCGAGCUUGCCAGCAUCAGGGGAGCCAGCGAUUCUUGCGAAGACGCAUCGCCACUGAUGGAUCAUGCUAGGCCAUGUAUUCCUGCGAUCUUUGUGCACGCUGGCGCUGGAUUUCAUAGCCAACAAAAUGAACACGUCCACUUGAAAGCAUGUGUAUCCGCGGCCGAAAUGGGAAUGAAAUUUCUCAAGUCUGGGGCUACUGCCACCGAAGCAGUUGAAGCUGCGCUAAAGGUUCUUGAAGAUGAAGAGAUUACAAAUGCGGGAUAUGGUUCCAAUUUAUCUAUUGACGGUACUGUUGAAUGCGAUGCGACUAUUGUCGAUCAUUUCGGGCGAAGCGGCGCUUGUGGUGCAGUCCCAAGUACGUUGUUCACAGUAGCCAACACAGAAAACCAAAGGCUAACCGAAUUCCACGAUAUAGAUAUCAAGAAUCCAAUAUCUCUGGCAAAAUUAAUUCUAGACAAAAGCAGCCAGCCCCUCAGCCUUCGUCGAGUCCCACCAAAUAUACUUGUUAGUAACGGCGCACGUGCGUUUGCCGAAGAGCAUGGUAUCCCAUUAUACCCCAACGAAGCUUUGAUUUCGAAGAGUUCAAGAAAUCGAUUUCUACGAUGGAGAGAAGACCUCUUGCUGGCUCAGGAAAAGGAGAAAGCCGGCCAUGCUACUGGGGCAUCGUCAAGCCCCCAGAACUGUACGCCAUGCGAUUAUCGCACCUCACCACCCGCCGAGUCACGUACUCGGUUUUCUAGAGAUCAUGCGGCGGCAGUUCUAACAGGCACAUGGAAUGAAGGCCAAACAGACUCACCACUUCCGGGAACACCAGCCGAAACUUGUGACACUGCCCCAGGAUAUCUUUCAUUCAAAGGAGCCAGCCUCUAUAGCCUUGGACGGUCUAAGGAUGAGGCACGGAUUGAUAGCCUUAGAGCCGACACGAGGGCCAUGCAAGAGCAUAGUUUACGACAGCGCCGGAAAAUCUCGCCUGUUAAGUCAUACGCCGAAGUAGCGAACAGAGUCGAUCAAGAUUCGCCAACGCGUAGUCGAAAACGACAGCUAGAUCGAAAGGCGGAUACGAAUCAAGUAGAGGGCAUCGAAACCAAGAAACGUUUAAUGAAGAGCCCGGAAAAUCAUGAUAGAAUCACUGACACUAUCGGUGCCAUUGCGAUUGAUUCAAAUGGUCUGAUAGCCGCAGGUUCGUCCUCAGGUGGAAUUGGUAUGAAACAUCGUGGCCGACUAGGACCUGCUGCGCUAGUUGGAGUAGGAACAGCGGUUGUUCCGGAAGCUAAAGGCGAUAGAGACUUUUUAACCGUGGCAACGGUUACGAGUGGUACGGGAGAACAUAUGGCAACCACGACAGCCUCCCAACGUUGUGCAGAGCGGUUAUAUCACGGCAUUCGGCUGGGCCGUGACGGAAAGCUUGUCAACGAAGACGAUGAGGAUGCUAUAAUGCAAUCUUUCAUAUUGGAUGACUUUAUGGAACACAAAGGUGUCCAAAACUGCCCUUCAGUUGGUGCCAUUGGCGUCAUGGCAGUAAAAAAGUGUCGUGGUGGUAUUUAUUUCUAUUUUGCCCACAACACCGACUCCUUUGCUCUGGCAUCUAUGGGCGGCUAUGAAAAAGCACCGCGCUGCGUGAUGUCUCGCUUGAAUAGUACUAGUGGUAUUGCGACGGGAGCACGAAAGCUGAAGCUAAACUAGAUGUUCACCGUCGUCCACGGUUGGCACUCCAGGAUAUACCCCUACAAGAAUAGAUCACGUCUUCCUAUAACCUACAUACUCUGCGUAUUAGUUCUUACCAUAAUCUUCACAUGUUACUUAGGUAAUACAUUAGAUCCUAAUAAUACAAGUGUAUUGGUCGCUACUCUAUGGCGUGUGUGUGCAUAAACAGAAACGUUGUAAAUUACAUGGGUAUGAUUGCAAAACGCCAUUCCAUGCGUGUCGCCCGAAAUUAAGAGACCCUACGGCCGAGGGGUACCGGUAGCGCUAGAGGUUUCUUCCCGACUAGAGCCGUUUAUGACUCUCUUCUUCUUUUUCUUUUUCUUUGGUAUGACAGCGGGUUUGGCGCCAUAGUUGCCCAGGGCCAGUUUGUUGCCACAAGUAAAACACUGCGAAUCUUCGGGUAGUUCACAGAAGAUUGACAGACAAAUAGAGCAUACAAAUCCAGUAUCAACCACUUUUCCAUGGCAGAAACAGGCUGCCCUAAAAUCCACUGUGUCAUGGGUCGGUGUGAUAAGCGCCUGGCGCGCCUCUGUAUCAGAGAUGAGGCCAAACAUCAGGUAAGACAGCAGUCCUUUAGGGUGUGCGGCUUUAAGAAAUGUUCCAUUGGUAUUGAAGCAGGCUUGUUGCAGAAACGUAGCGUUUCCAGCAAGUGCCAGAGUAUCGAUAGCAAUCUGGGCAUGAGCGGCUGCAAACACGGCAUUCAUUGUCGGGAUGUACUGAGACGGUUCCGAAUCGGAAACGGAGAUGACGACAAUACGGCCUUUCAUAGGCGGUGGCGCAUUUCCUGCAGCAGUUGGUCCAUCUCCAAGUGUAGAAUUCGAUGUACUUAAUGCCUGGCCAGCUUUGUUCAGAUGACAGAGCGCCAGCGUUAAAGCUCCGGAAAGUUGUGUCGUUGUUGUGUCGAGCUCGGCCGAUGUGGUUUCUUUCAUGAGCUUUCGAAUUGAUGAUACGACUGUGGAUUCGAUCUGUGCGAAUUGGGGGAAUUUAUUUGCCGAUGCCGCCUUUGAAGCAUCCGUUGGUGCGUCGUGCAUGGCAACAUCGCCACCGUCAGAUUGCGCUGAUGUUGGUAGUGACGGAUAGAGCCAGACUGCCUUGUUGACAUGCGCCGCAACGACGGCCACCUGAUUGGCGCCAUUGAAAGCCAAAUGUGCAUUGAUAAAGACCAAUAUGCUAGAUAUUGCUUUGAAAAGCGGCAGGUCGUUCUCCAGGGCAGCCCAGGCACGAGGGUUUGUGUCGAUGAUGACGGAGAGCAGCGAGGGUGCUUCCUCGGCAGUCCUGACCUCAUAGUGCUCGGAUUGGUCGACCGCAUCCAUUGUGAGCAGCUAUGAUGCCAGGAGGCACGAGCUAUAUAGUCGAUGGGCAGUAGAGUCGUCUCUGAUAUUGCUAGCUCACGGUACGAACAGAUUGUUAAAAGCGAUGGCUGAAUUGGUUGAGCAGCUGGAGGGUGCAGGCGCGUUGUAGGCUUUAUUAGGAAUAGGGGUUCGGGACACAAAGAUUUAGGAUUUAUAUCUCUGUGUCUCCGGUAUAUAUUUUCAAUUUGAAGCAG
This is a messenger RNA of [Torrubiella] hemipterigena, 3932 nucleotides long. NCBI's taxonomy places the organism in Eukaryota, Fungi, Ascomycota, Sordariomycetes, Hypocreales, Clavicipitaceae. The record is from the annotation of a GenBank genome assembly.